This is a messenger RNA of Saccharomyces eubayanus, 1902 nucleotides long. RefSeq names its product Ady3p (gene ADY3). NCBI's taxonomy places the organism in Eukaryota, Fungi, Ascomycota, Saccharomycetes, Saccharomycetales, Saccharomycetaceae. The coding region runs from base 1 to 1902 and encodes 633 amino acids. The record is from RefSeq and is a predicted model, not a curated record. The transcript has a single exon.
AUGGAAGGCUGGAUGACCGAUCUUUGGGGCAGGACGGUAUCGGGGAGACGGAAUUCAGAUCGAGUAGAGAAAAAUGGGCUCACAGAAACCUCUCAGAGUGCUUCGACUUCACCACUUAAGUUUCCUCGAAGAAACCGUUUACAAACAGUCGGAAUAGGAGGCAACGCUUUAUCUCCUACUGGUAAGCCUAGUACUUUAGGGAAUGCCAGUCCCAAUAAAUUUAUUGCUCAUGAGGAACAGGGUUAUGUAGAUAUGGACAGGCCUUCUUCUACUCCCACGAAAACUCUCACAAUGCCUCGUGUACUGGAAACUGCAAGAAACUCUGUCGAACUUGUUGUGAAAGAUAUGAGCUUGGAGCCAAAAUUUGAGUUCGCUCACUUAGAAAACGCAUUUUGUCUAUCUGAAACUACAACUGGUGAAGAUGAAGACAUUAUAAAGCUGAAAGAGGUUAAAGAGAAUUCACGUCCUUGCUCUAAUGUCGAAGAAGUUUUCAAAGAUUAUGAUCUCCCUAACAUGCUAAAAGAAACUCAACUAAAAAAUGAGGAGAUCGAAAUUUUGCGCCAGAAACUUGAUGAAAAGGAGAAUGUUAUUCAAGAAUUAAAGAAAAAAGUUACCUUGGAUGACACUAGAUUUGAAAAAAUCAAGUCUUUACAAAAAGCAGUACGUGAAGAGAAAAGCGCUGCUUCAAAAAGACUUAGAAUUACACAACAUAGUUUACAAACAAAAAUUGAAUCACUGGAACAUCAAUUACAAACAUCUAAAGAUGAUAAUAAACAGUUAAAGGACGAUAGUUCGUUUUACGAGAAAAGGUUGAGUGACGUUUAUAGCUACAUGCAAAACCUUUCUCUUUUUGGGAAAGACCUUGGUAAAUUUAUAUUAGAAGAGAUAAAAACCAGCCAAGCUCCUUCGACUUUCCAAAGCCAUUUUACCAAAUUUUAUCCGGAUAUCAAAGAUGUCAAAGAUCCUGAAAUUGUGGAACAAUGCGAGCAGUUGAAGCAAAGAAUAUACACGUUGGAGAAAAAUGAUCGUAUACGCCUUGAAAAAAUAAUUUCUCUUUUCAAAUUGACUAGCGAAAGAUUGCAUUUCAUGCAGCAACAACACGGUCAGAAAAUAGAGUGUCUCCAGAAGGAGGUGUCUACAAAAGAACAGCAAUUCCGAUUAGAGAAGAGGAGAUGGCAUGAUGUUUUUAACAUUAAGGAGGAAAACUUCCAAAAACUGAAGAACGAAUUAAAAGAAAAAUUGAUACUUAGUGAAAAAGUUCAAAAAAAUGCUGAAGAUAAACUAAAUGAGUAUAUGAAAGAACAUGAAGCAAUUAUCGGUAGGCUCCAGAGUCAAUCUUCAGUUAUUGAGAACUUGAACACUCAGAUGGAAGAACUAGAUAACACGAAUAAGAAAAUGUCUGAGGAGUUAAUGGGAAAACAAGACGAAGCCUUUAAAUUUGAAGAAACAAUUGGAUUUCUUAAAGAGGAAGUACUUCAAGAAAAGCUGAGUUUGAAGGAGUUAUAUGGUGAUGCUUCCACCGAACUUAAUUUUGAAACUGUGGGUAAAUCGUUUCCACAUAUCACGAAGGAAAAAUAUGAUUCUUUGGGUCUUGAUAUACUGAUGGACCUUACUUAUGUGCAAUCCCAAAAUCUAAUUAAAAAUUUGUUAAUCGUAUUAGAUAUCCCACUGAAAACAUUUUUAAAAGCCGUUCCAACAAUUGUUAUUCAACUUAGAUGUGAGCUUGCGCUUCUUACGAGAUUUGCUAAUGAUUUGAAUUUGAAGGUUUUUGGUAAGCAAAUAGAUUUCAAGAGCAGAAGAAAAAUUGCAAUGAAUGAGUUUCUGAACAAUCACGAUAUUGCCGAAGUAAAGCAUCCCCUCAAUUAUGAUUUGCAAGCGCUGUUGAAAUAUUUCUUCACUUAA